UAACAUGGAGAGUGACUUGUUCUGUAGCCAGUCUUAAGUGGCCUGCAGUUUUUGUCACUUCUGUACAGGCUUCAAAGGUUACAGCUCUGUUUGCAUAAACACAGUAACCGGAUUUGGUCUUUUAUUUUGAAAGUACCAUGCCUUGUCAGGUGACCAGUCACCCGCUUUCUUGUGUCAUGUGACUUAUUCAUGUAAACAUGGCGUCCAGGCCCAACAUGACCAUUGUUGUUGGACCUUUUUCAAAGGGUUUAAAUGUUUUGUUGGGUUUGUGUUUAACGUGUGUGUGUGUUGGAGCUGAAAUACGAAGCGCUGUCAUCGACAAACAAACCGGACAACUCUCUGUUGUCGACGGAUACAGAGAUGAUUUUGUGGCUUGGGCGAACUUCACUGAUGACAUUAAAACAUCAGGCUGGUCUUUCUUGGAGGUUACUACAAGCAGUCAGUACAAUGACAGUAUUCAGGCGUAUGCUGCUGGUGCAGUGGAGGCUGCACUCACAUCUCAGCUUAUCUAUAAGCACUGGAUGAACACUCUGAUGGGAUACUGUGGGCCCUUCACGUCUCAAUCUGAUUAUUGCAAACGCCUCAAGGAUUUCAUCACAAUCAAUCUGCAGUGGAUUCAGGAGCAAAUAGAGAAGCAGCCGACUUCACCGUACUGGUACCAGGUGCGUCUUGCACUGCUGCAGCUCAAAGGACUGGAGGACAGCUACAAUGACGAGCUGUCAUUACCACUAGGGUCAUUCUCCUUCAACCCAUUUGGCUUCAUACUUUUCCAGUUGGGCGGGGAUCUGGAGGACUUGGAAUCAGCUCUGAACAAAUCCAGUCAAACUCGACCUCUUGGAUCCGGCUCCUGUUCUGCUCUCAUUAAGCUGCUGCCAAACAAUAAGGAACUGCUGGUGUCACAUGACACCUGGAACGUCUACCAGGCCAUGCUGCGCAUUAUGAAGAAAUACAUCUUUGCCUUUAAAGUUUCUCCUGCAGGCAAUGACCCUAUUCCUGGAGGGACUCAGGCUUUCUCAUCUUAUCCUGGGACGAUUUUUUCUGGAGAUGACUUUUAUAUUCUGAGUAGCGGCUUGGUUACCUUGGAAACCACCAUUGGCAACAGUAACCCUGCUCUCUGGAAGUUUGUUCAGCCCAAAGGAAGUGUCUUGGAAUGGCUGAGGAACAUUGUGGCCAAUCGACUGGCUGCUACUGGCAAGGAGUGGGCCGACAUAUUCAGCAAGUACAACAGUGGAACGUAUAACAAUCAGUGGAUGAUCGUGGACUAUAAACACUUCACUCCAGGGAAGACUGACAUUAAAGAGCAGCUCUUUGUUGUACUGGAGCAGAUCCCGGGACUCAUUGUUUACAAUGAUAAAACUCAGGAACUGCUGGAGAAAGGGUACUGGGCAAGUUACAACAUACCGUACUAUGUGGACAUAUUCAAUGCCAGUGGCUGCAAUGAGCUGGUUGAGAAGUUUGGCCCAUGGUUCUCUCUGGACCAGAAUCCUCGGGCUCAGAUAUUCAGGAGGAACCAGACAGCUGUCACAGAUGUGGACUCAAUGGUCCGCCUCAUGAGGUAUAAUAACUUUAAAGAGGACCCGUUAUCAAAGUGUGAAGGCUGUGAUCCACCUGAGAAUGGAGAGAAUGCUAUCUCAGCCCGGUCAGACCUGAACCCAGCUAAUGGAACGUAUCCAUUUGGUGCCUUAAGACAGAGACCACAUGGAGGAACAGACAUGAAGAUGACCUCCUACGGGAUGUUUCGUGACUAUGGUAUGAUUGCAGUGAACGGGCCUACAUGGGAUCAAGUGCCACCUUUCCAGUGGAGCACUUCCCCUUACAAAGACCUGAUGCACAUGGGUCACCCUGACACUUGGACAUUCAAGCCUAUAAAAGUCUCUUGGACUCCUUAAUUAUAAUUAUACUGUAUAUACAAGUGGCAUGAUACAUAUAAAUGCUGCCAGCUGUGCUGUUUGAGGUUUUGACAAAAGGGAAUGAUAUGUUAAUUCAGUGUGACGUGACUUUUAUGUACACAAUGGUCAUGUUAUUGAUUCUCAGGAGAAUGGCAAUAAUUUUGGAAAUAUUUCAGUAUUGCACUAUUAAUUAAAGCACAGGAAGUUAAAGAGAGCUUUGAAUGUGAGCCAGUAUGAUCAAAAAUGUAACCACGUUGCUCUCGUAAAGUGGGACCUUCUACGCAAGCUUUUAUCUGAUUGCCAUGUUUUAUUUUUAAGAUUUUUAUUUCUUAUUCUAAAUGUGUGAAAUCGACCACUUGUUUUAAUUCUGAUUACUAAUUGAUUAAUUAGAGUUGUUUCUGUGCAAUUAUUGAUCAAGAUGCAGAUCUUCUGUCAUGGUGAGAACAAAUGUGUUGAUCAUAGGUUAGAUUAUUUUUGAGAAAUUCUGAUACGCAUUGCAUGAAUUAUUUUUGAAACAUUUUCUAAAUAAACAGUGCUCUGAUCAU
Messenger RNA from Larimichthys crocea (large yellow croaker), 2434 nucleotides. It is a transcript of the gene plbd2, whose product is annotated as phospholipase B domain containing 2. The record is from RefSeq and is a predicted model, not a curated record. The transcript is spliced from 12 exons. The coding region runs from base 198 to 1889 and encodes 563 amino acids. Gene Ontology annotation, molecular function: glycerophospholipase activity. Lineage: Eukaryota; Metazoa; Chordata; Actinopteri; Sciaenidae. Gene Ontology annotation, biological process: phospholipid catabolic process. Gene Ontology annotation, cellular component: extracellular region.